AUGGAGUCACCCAAGAGAUUCCUUGGUGCAAUUUUCAUUUCUUUCUUCUACCUCGCUGCCUCUCUUGCUUUCGCUGAUCACCAUGAGAGUGCCCAUCCAAUUCCAGUUGGACAUGGUCCGAAGUUAGGUCUUUCGCCAGAUUUCUACAAAUCCACAUGCCCACAAGCUGAUGAGAUUGUGGUAUCUGUCCUGAAGAAGGCUAUAGCCAAAGAGCAACGGAUUGCCGCUUCGCUUCUGAGGCUCCUUUUCCAUGACUGCUUUGUUCAGGGGUGCGAUGCGUCAGUUCUGCUGGAUGACAGCGAAGGAGUCCUAAGCGAGAAAAAUGCUCUUCCCAACAAGAAUUCCAUUAGAGGAUUCGAAGUCAUAGAUGAGAUCAAAGCUGCACUAGAAGAAACAUGUCCACACACAGUCUCUUGUGCUGACACUAUCGCCCUUGCUGCCAGAGGUUCAACAGUACUGAGUGGUGGACCAUAUUGGGAACUUCCGCUAGGGAGGAGGGAUUCAAAGACAGCAUAUAUGAAGCUAGCAAAUAAGAACCUUCCUCCACCGAAUGCAACACUGCAUCGUCUUAUAAAGUUCUUCGGAAGGCAAGGACUGGAUAAAGUUGACCUUGUAGCACUAUCAGGUAGUCACACCAUUGGAAUGGCCAGAUGUGUCAGCUUCAAACAACGGCUCUACAAUCAGCAUAGAGAUAACAAACCAGACGUGACACUGGAGAAAAGGUUUCAUUACAAAUUAGCAUCAGUCUGCCCACGCACUGGAGGUGACAACAACAUAACUCCACUAGACUUUGCCAGCCCUCCAAAGUUUGACAACAGCUAUUACAAGUUGAUAGUGGAGGGGAAAGGUCUUCUUAACUCAGAUCAGGUUUUGUGGACCGGAAAAGACCCAGAAAUAGCACAUCUGGUCACAAGUUACGCAGAAAAUGAAUCAUUGUUCUUUGAACACUACGUGAACUCAAUAAUCAAGAUGGGCAACAGAAAUCCCCUCUUGGGUUACGAUGGGGAAAUUCGCAAGAACUGCCGCAGGGUUAAUCAUGUCCUCUAG
This is a messenger RNA of Lolium rigidum, 1047 nucleotides long. RefSeq names its product peroxidase 9-like. Gene Ontology annotation, biological process: response to oxidative stress; hydrogen peroxide catabolic process. Bases 1 to 1047 code for a protein of 348 amino acids. Lineage: Eukaryota; Viridiplantae; Streptophyta; Magnoliopsida; Poales; Poaceae. The transcript is spliced from 4 exons. Gene Ontology annotation, molecular function: heme binding; peroxidase activity. The record is from RefSeq and is a predicted model, not a curated record.